Molecule: messenger RNA, 1077 nt
Organism: Candidozyma auris
Lineage: Eukaryota; Fungi; Ascomycota; Pichiomycetes; Serinales; Metschnikowiaceae
Exons: 1
Coding region: 1-1077 (358 amino acids)
Source: RefSeq, a predicted model, not a curated record
AUGAUCUCCAGAGGCCUUCUACGUGGCGUUCGGAUGUACUCCACAGCUGGAGAGAACAAGGAGCUGGCUUUGUUUUUGUCGGACUUGAUGAAGAGAAUCGACAAGAUCACGUCACAAAAGCCAAAUUUGAAGCAGAACAACGAGGAAAAGAAUAAGCCCACCAAGACCAGACUUUCGAAGCAAAAGGGCAAAUUUCUGAAUGCAAACAAAAAUGCCGGAGGUGAAGCCUCGAAAUCCGCAAAGCCAAGGUUUGCAAGACCAGUCCAAAAAAACGUGAAAAUAAGCGUUAGCGACCAUCCGUUGAGCUCCAACGUGUUCAGUCUCAUGGACGAGGGCAAUUUCAAGAGAAGAAGUUCUGGGGAAAGAAGAAGUGACGGUCAAAGUCGGGGUCAGAGAAGUGACCAAAAAGGAAAACAGAGGCUUGAGAGUCGUCCGCAGAAGCACACUGGCCCUAGACCCCAAGAGAGGAGCCAAGAUGGCCAGGAAAGAAGACCAAGACUUCAGAACAGAAGAAACACUUCAAGAGACGCCUCCAACAAGUCCAGCAGGCCCAGGAGCUUUGUCAGUAGAGAGGCCAAGGUUGAUGUUGAGGCGUCUAGUGAGGUCACAUCAAAAGAAGUUGAGCCUGAGGUGCGUAAGCCUUCUAUCAACGGUGACACCUUCUUCUACGGAAAGUCUGCGGCAUCCUUGUUUGGCACCUCGUCUAGAGUGUCUGCUGUGGCCAAAGAAACCCUUCUCAAAUCGCGUUACCCAUACAAGUUGCCCAAGCUGAUCAUCGACAGCGUCACUCCCGGCAUUCACGGCAACAAGUUCCUUUUGCAGAAGGAUUGGAACUUGGACGUGAACCCCGAAGAGCUCAAGGGCAGAUUGAACGAGGUUGUGAAGGGACAAACGGAGAAGUUGACCGUGGACAAGAAGAAGACGCCUCAGAAUAUUUUGCCUGCCAUGGAGGCAGCAGCCCAGCAGUUGGUAAAGAACGGAACGUACUCGAUGGCUCAGAAGAAGAUGGUGUUGGACGCUGCCAGUGGCUUCACCUCCCCCAAACAGUUGCUUGAAAAUGCUCACUGGUUGAAAUAA